This is a messenger RNA of Gadus morhua (Atlantic cod), 934 nucleotides long. It is a transcript of the gene psmc3ip, whose product is annotated as PSMC3 interacting protein. Lineage: Eukaryota; Metazoa; Chordata; Actinopteri; Gadiformes; Gadidae. Gene Ontology annotation, cellular component: condensed nuclear chromosome; DNA recombinase auxiliary factor complex. The coding region runs from base 148 to 786 and encodes 212 amino acids. Gene Ontology annotation, biological process: meiotic strand invasion involved in reciprocal meiotic recombination; homologous chromosome pairing at meiosis; meiotic joint molecule formation. Gene Ontology annotation, molecular function: double-stranded DNA binding; recombinase activator activity. The transcript has 8 exons. The record is from RefSeq and is a predicted model, not a curated record.
AUAUCUUAACACGUUCUGUUCUCGGCGGAAGUUCAUACGAUAUACCGGUACGCGUCAUUUGACGCGUGUUGACGUAUUGUUUUGACGCAUAUUUCGCGGGGAUUUACAACGUUUUGAGUUUAGUUUUGGUGAUAUAGUGAUGACAAAAUGAGCAAAAAAGACAACAGCGUGGGAAUCAUUUUUGCAUAUUUGAAUGAAAAGAACCGUCCUUAUAGUGCAACAGAUGUUUUCACCAAUUUACAAAAACAGCAUGGACUGGGGAAAACGGCAGUAGUCAAAGCCAUGGAGCAAUUGGCGGUGGAAGGGAAGAUUAAAGAAAAAGUAUAUGGCAAGCAAAAAAUAUAUUUCGCCGACCAGAGCCAAUUUACACAAGUGAAUGAUGCAGACCUGAAGGCCAUGGAUAACCAGAUCUCAGGGCUCAGCACUCAAGUGCAGUCUAUCAAUCAGAGCUGCAGGCAGCUGGAUGCAGAACUGAAAGUACUCCAAGGUUCAUUGACAACAGAGGAACUGACAUCAGAGAUAAGGAAGCUGAAAGAGGACUGUUCUGGUUACCGGGUGCGUCUGCAGAAGAUCCAAUCAGCAACUAAUCAUAUCCCACCAGAAGAGAAGGAGAAGGUUUACAAACAACGUGAUGUAUAUGUGAAAGAGUGGAAAAAGAGAAAAAGACUGGCAUCAGACAUGAUGGAUGCCAUUCUGGAAGGAUAUCCCAAGAGCAAGAAGCAGUUUCUAGAGGAAGUUGGCGUUGAGACGGAUGAAGAUUCCAAAGUGGUUUUACCGACUACUUGAGACGGAAAUCCUUUUCAUUUAUUUAUCCGAUAUAGAUGACCAGGAUACAAAAUUAUAUCCAAAUGUACAAGGAGAUUCAUUUUAUUUAAACGUCAACAAUUUCCUUUCAAUGAGUUUGUAAAUAAAAAUAAACAUAAAAUACAAAAUA